AUGUCUAACAAUAUAGUGAACUCAUCCCAAAAUGAAAGUCGGGAAGAAAAAGAAAAACAAGAGAAAGCAAAAUGGGAUGACAAGGGAACUGAGGUUUUUAUCAAGAUUUGUGUUGCUGAGACGUUAGGUGGUAAUCGACCAAGUAGUCAUUUUAAUAAGGUUGGAUGGAAAAAUGUUAUAAAGAAGUUUAAUGAUAUUACUAAAAGGAACUACGACUAUAGACAAUUGAAGAACAAAUGGACUGGACUUAAGAAAGAAUGGCAGUUAUGGACAAGUUUGGUUGCAAAAGAGACUGGCUUAGGAUGGGAUCCUGUGAAGCAAACAAUCAAAGCUACCGAUGAAUGGUGGGAUAAGAAAAUAAAGGUGAAAUUUUUAUUUCCUAAAGCUAAUACUUAA
This is a messenger RNA of Prunus mume (Japanese apricot), 396 nucleotides long. The record is from RefSeq and is a predicted model, not a curated record. NCBI's taxonomy places the organism in Eukaryota, Viridiplantae, Streptophyta, Magnoliopsida, Rosales, Rosaceae.